AGCAGUCGGCACACUUUGCAAUUUUGUGCUGUGAUUUGCGUAGAUCUGUGUGUAUCAUUUAAAAAUACACUUCAUGUUCGUUAUUUACGUCGUCUCUUUCGCAAGUCGUACGUAUACUAGCUGUUAACAUUGGGGGCAUAGCAAAGUGUUUUAUUUCUACGACAUAUUGUCAUACCCAUGCGACGAAAGCAGGGUGGCAGUUUACUGAUUUCUUUUCAUUUUGCCUUUUGAGUCGACCAUGGGUCCUGGUAUAGCUAAAUUAUUAUCGGCUCUGCUGAUUGCCAUUUCUGGUUUAGUAGGAUGCCUCGUACCCUAUUUGGUAUAUUACUUUUCUCGUUCUGGCGAAGACUUGAAGUUACGUCAGGAUAAGAUUGACUCACGUUUAUGUUUAUGCAACUGUCUCGGUUCAGGUAUUAUAAUGGGUAUGGCAUACCUUCAUAUUUUACCUGAGGCUGUAUCUCAGUGGGAGGUAGAGAGCUUGUUGUGGAACAUUGGCACCGGUCAUUUUAAUCCUGCAUAUUUUUUGGCUAUGAUAGCAUUUUGUAUAAUGUUAUUAAUUGAGAGAGUUUUAUCUUCCGGUCGUACUCCAUGUUCCGCUGCUUUUAAUAUUUGCAAUGAAUCCAACAGUUGUUGGAUCCCUGAAAAGGAGGGGCACUGUUGUGACAGCGAAGUGAAGACGGCCUGCUGUAACGGCGAGGCUACUGGCUGCUGCAAAGAGUCCGAGGCACAACAAAUUUGUUGUGAGUCAGAGAUGAAGCCGUCAUGUGCUGGCAGUGGCUCUCGUAGUGAAACUUGUGAAGAGGGACAAACCAUUGUUACUGGCGCGAUCGAUGAAGAAUCUGAAUCCCAUCGCAAUCCUAUGUCUAUUCGUGCACGUUUUCGUCAUCAUCACAGUCGUUUAAUGAAGCGUUUCAUGGAGAUCAUUUGUCCUCUAUGUGAGUGCAAUGGUCUUUGUAUAACAUUUGCUCUUUUUCUACAUUCAUUAUUUGAAGGUAUUGUCAUUGGCCUCGUCGAAUCGCAAUGGAACAUUUGGCUUAUGACUGUAGGCAUAGCCUUACACAAAUGGGCAGCUGGAAUGGCCUUGUCUUCUUUUAUUUCUUCAAAUUCUCGUAAGAGUGCAUUGGUGAUGCAAACAAUAUUUUGUUUGAGUUCUCCUUUGGGCAUUUUGGUAGGUGCCAUCACUGCUGGCAGGAGCCCUACUGCUGAGGCUGUAUUGAAUUGCUUUGCCGUGGGUACAUUAAUUUACAUUGGCAUGGAGAUUAUAACCCAUGAGCUUUUUUGUCACAUACACUGUCGCAAAACGGCAUUUUGGAAAUGGCUGUGCGUUGUUAUCGGAUUGAUGGUCAUUUUCAUUACUGCUAUAAUCCAGGUUUACAUUACUGGUGGUUGUGCUCAUUCACAUCUUCACCAACACGCUGCUGAACAUGGCCAUGCUGGUCACCAUCAUUAAUGGAGUAUAUGAUUUCUCUUUUAUAUUUACUUUGCGUGUUUCAUUU
This is a messenger RNA of Babesia bovis T2Bo, 1496 nucleotides long. RefSeq names its product ZIP Zinc transporter family protein. Gene Ontology annotation, molecular function: zinc ion transmembrane transporter activity. Bases 239 to 1450 code for a protein of 403 amino acids. Gene Ontology annotation, biological process: zinc ion transmembrane transport. Gene Ontology annotation, cellular component: membrane. NCBI's taxonomy places the organism in Eukaryota, Apicomplexa, Aconoidasida, Piroplasmida, Babesiidae. The transcript has 5 exons. The record is from RefSeq and is a predicted model, not a curated record.